AUGCUCGCGCAGCUCCAAGCUUCUUUCAAUCGACAGCUUGAGGAGUGCAGUAGAGGUAUCCUUCGAAAAAUAGACAAAAUGCAGCAGCAAGCUCUUAAGGCAAGGGAAUGCGCAGCUCAACUGAACGAGGCUGCUGAUGUUUCAGCUCCAGAGAUGUCAGUACCCUGCAUUCCCGACGCUGUAAAAGACCUGGAAAGUGCGCUGAAGGAGCCAAUUAGAUCAGGGGCUUCCGGAGGCGAUCAUGGGACAACAUCAGCAGCAAGAGGAGCCAAUCCGACAGAUUCAGGGGCCCGCAGGGCCCUUGACAAAAUGAUGGGGGGGAAACUGCACACCGAAAAUGCAUUUGCCUCACUCGACAUCAAAGCCGACAAAUGGGAAGCAUGGAUGGAAACAGUUGCUCCAGAAGCGAUGACAGAUGCACAGGCUGCCAAGUUUGCGGCUUACCAAGAGCAGUUAAGGAUAAUAAAAGAGAAACAGGAGUCAAUGAGGGCAAAGCUUCAAGGGGAACUGAAAAAAAUAAGGAGCGAACUUACUGCCGCUGCAGUUCAGCUCCGUGCAGACCUUCAAAACCUAACAGACUGGAAGCUGGUAUAUGAGGAGGAGUUGCUGCUCAAUGAGUUAGCAGGCGCACGGCUCACGGACACCAUAGACCAAGAGACCACAUGGAGGAAGACAGGAAAAGAGUUGCGAACGAGGCUCGAAGCCUCUAGAUCAACCAUACAGGAAACGAACCGAGAGCUUCAGAAACAACAAUGUUCCUGUUGGCUGCUAGAGGAUGAGCGCACAUCAGCCCAGCACGAACACAGAGAUAAAACAGCUGCACUAACAGCUGCACUUGGGACCGUGCAUCUGCCUUCGGAGGUGCUGUCCGUUCUCAGUAAACGGCUUGACGAUGCAUUAGCACCCCAAGGGACUCAAAAUCAAGGGGGUCCUGUUGAGGCAGAAGAAGAACCAGAGCAGGCUCUCAGGAGAGAAUGUGCAGCCUUGAGCUCUCGCUUGGAUAUGGCAGUUGGCUCACUGAAGGCGGAGUUCGCCAGUUGGUCGGAUGGUCCACUCUGCAAGCUUCUAGAGGCAUCCCGUGAUAAUGCCUAUGCCCAGCGACGGCUUGUCCUUGCCUCUGAAGCAGCAGACGCUGAGCAACAGAAGCUGACACGUCUCAAGACGAGGCUAGAACUAAGCCAGACCGAGGAAUCAGCUCUUCGUCUCCAGCUAGAAGCCUCUUCAGAAGCCCUCGAAAAAGCGCAGCGAGACGUCGACCUGCUGUUGAGGGUCAAAAGGGGGAUUGUGGGAGAGCUUCCUUCACGAAUCGUUGCGCUUCGCGAGCCUUUCGACUUUUCGGACUCUUGCCUCGUUAGCCAAAGGGAAGUGGAUAGCUAUAAGCAAGAUAUCAUCGCCAGCGGGCGCCAAAAGCUAAGGAUCCUCCAAGCUAUUAAGCUCGAGGCGAAAGAUGUUAGUGAGAGGACAAAAGAUGUUCAUCUUCUUCGCAUUACCAGGAGCAUGCAACGGAUUUUACAGAUGCCAGGAGGCGGUAUGCCAGCUAAUUGCUCGGUCGUAGGACCGAAACAACAAAAGGAAAUGAGUGGCCACCAGUGGGUUUCUCAGCUGGCUACAGAUGGCUUUAAGGAUGCUCAAGAAAGUGAGGUUCAACUUGAAAGGCUUGAGGAGGCGCGAGCUGAGCUCGAAAAACGGUCAGCUGCAGUAACAGCUGAGAUUAAACAGCGGGUAUGUUCUAUGGCAUAUGCUUCUAAGCACAGGGCAGGUGCAAAAGGCAAGCGUACAUACUGGUGCUACGACGGCCUCCUGGUGACUUAG
Molecule: messenger RNA, 1812 nt
Organism: Eimeria mitis
Lineage: Eukaryota; Apicomplexa; Conoidasida; Eucoccidiorida; Eimeriidae
Exons: 10
Coding region: 1-1812 (603 amino acids)
Biological process (GO): cilium assembly
Cellular component (GO): axoneme
Source: RefSeq, a predicted model, not a curated record